Messenger RNA from Ceutorhynchus assimilis (cabbage seed weevil), 594 nucleotides. Lineage: Eukaryota; Metazoa; Arthropoda; Insecta; Coleoptera; Curculionidae. The record is from the annotation of a GenBank genome assembly.
AUGACCGCUGUGCACCGCAUCGCUGUUGCCGCCGCCUCCGGCCCAAUGGAAGUUAAACACGACUUAGUGUAUCGCGCCGACGGUACGGCGCAUGUCGUUAGCGAAGACGACGUACUAUUAAUCAAGGCCGAACCUAUGGUUACCGGACCUGGCACUGUUGUUAUACAAUCGAAUGGCCUGGUAUCCGUUUCUACCUCAGCUGGUACUAUACUAGCGCAACAACAGCAACAAAUCAACAACGGUAACCUUUCCAAUGGCCCUUUUAGUGGUUUGGGGAAUAACUCAGGAUCCCCAGCUUCGUCGAAACCUCGUAGGCCUGCGGCCCCUGACAACGACUGGCUGAGUUCUCCAAGUCCAAGUGGUGGGGCACCUUCGCUCACGCCUUCACCAGGUCCACCCUCGCACGCUUUCACUGUUAUCAGUAAUGGUUACUCUUCGCCUCUGUCCAGUGGAAGCUACGAUCCAUAUAGUCCAAAUGGAAAAAUAGGGAUUCCGUUUCCUUUUGAAUUUGACAUUUGGAAUUUAAUGAUGACAGUGACCAGAUGCCUGUUCGAUUACGAUUAUCUAGGAAACGGAUUCAAAUGCGGAAUAUGA